Molecule: messenger RNA, 1528 nt
Organism: Nymphaea colorata (pocket water lily)
Lineage: Eukaryota; Viridiplantae; Streptophyta; Magnoliopsida; Nymphaeales; Nymphaeaceae
Exons: 6
Coding region: 361-1194 (277 amino acids)
Biological process (GO): protein retention in ER lumen
Cellular component (GO): membrane
Molecular function (GO): ER lumen protein retrieval receptor activity
Source: RefSeq, a predicted model, not a curated record
GCCCGGACGAAGGCCCUCUAACCUCAGGAACUUUAUCCAGGGAACAGCGAAAAUGGUCUGAUUAGGAGAUUCAUCAAUAACAAAGGAAGUUAUUCGUUGUUAAUUUUUCCAUUUUUCUCUCCCAAACUUUCUUCUGGAUCUUUUGCAUCUGAAGGCACAUUAGGAUCUUUUCACCAAAACCUGGACUGGCUCUGGUCUGCAGGGCGCCCGUAUCCCAGCCCAUGCAACCCCCUAACAAGAAGGGCACCUACUCCCCGUUCCAAUUGGCUUCUGCACCAGAAAGUGACCUGAUCUACUCCCUUUUGAUCUUCCGUUGCUAGAACGAACAAGUGGGUGUCUCUCUCUCGUCUGGUAAGGAAGAUGGUUACUCCAAUAAGAACAUCAAAGAGGAACCCGAUUACCGUUCUGGUUGGAUGGGUGAGGAGGCAACCGCCCAAGGUGAAGGCCUUCCUGGCCGUCGUGACCGGGAUGGCUUCCCUUGUCUUCCUUAAAUUCGUCGUCCACGAUCACGACAAUCUGUUCGUUGCCUCGGAGGCAUGUCAUGCGCUUGGGAUCUGCGUCUUGAUCUACAAGUUGAUGAAGGAGAAAAAUUGUGCAGGCCUUUCACUCAAAUCGCAGGAGCUGACGGCCAUGUUUUUGGCUGUGAGGCUGUACUGUAGCUAUGUGAUGGAAUACGACAUACACACUCUGCUUGAUUCAGCAACUCUAAUCACGACGCUGUGGGUGAUUUACAUGAUCCGAUUUAAGUUGACGUUGAGUUACAUGGAGGAUAAAGACAACUUUGCAACAUAUUAUGUGGUAGUCCCAUGUCUCGCACUGGCCUUUCUUGUUCAUCCUUCAACCUCACAUAGUAUAAUACACAGGAUUGCCUGGGCUUUUUGUGUUUAUUUGGAAGCUGUCUCAGUAUUGCCUCAGCUACAAGUAAUGCAAAACACAAAGAUUGUUGAGCCAUUUACUGCACAUUAUGUAUUUGCUCUCGGCAUUGCAAGAUUUCUGAACUGUGCACAUUGGGUCCUUCAGGUUGUGGAUACUCGUGGACGCUUGCUGACUGCAUUAGGCUAUGCAUUUUGGCCUCCAAUGGUGCUUAUUGCUGAGAUCGUACAGACUUUUAUUCUAGCAGAUUUCUGUUAUUAUUAUGUGAAGAGUGUAUUCGGCGGGCAGCUUGUGUUGCGUCUUCCUUCUGGAGUGGUGUAAACUUGAGGCAAGGAUAUAUUUGCACGACUGCUCUACUAGUAAACUUACCAUGACCAGUAUUCUUUGACUGCACAAUCUUUUGUCUUUUCCAUGGGAUUUAUUAUGUAACUAAUGAUUCCAGAGUUGGUCCUGCUACAGAGUCACAUACCAUUGAAAUUUGAAAGGAGUUACGAUCAAAACUAAUCUGCCUGUUUUGACUGGGGACAACUAUCUUGUAAAAAUUUUUGGGUUGCAUUAGUUUGCUCAUGAAUAUGAGAGCAUACAAAGUUUGCAUUCCCACCAUCAAAGGAUGUUUAUGACUUCUAUUUAAAAGAUGAGAUUCGGUUCUACAUGA